GUUCUUUUGACAGGAGAAGUCAAGUGUUAUGGAAGACCGAGCACCACGCAUAUCAGCCUUUAUGUAACUCUUUAGCCACUUCUUACUGCGUUCAAGCUACUUGAGUAAAUGAGGGAGGAGCCGCUCAAAUCAACGUCUGUUUAUAUCUUAUCAUACUACACCGCCCCUUCUACUACACACGGCUUCUUUUCGGAGACGAAGUUAACCGAACCAGCCAGACAAGGAACUGCGGCGCGAUGGGGGAUUUGAUCUCAACUCAUCUUGAUGAAAGCAAACGGGAGGUUAUUACUGCACGGACCGGGGAGCUGAUGGGAGAGUUUGGUCGACUAUAUGAACAGCAGUAUGCAGUCGCUCUCUUUAACAAGAUGCGCUAUGAUGUAGAAAGUGGGGGAGGCCCUCAACCCCAGCUCCUGCACAGGAAGGUGCCUUUUAAGAAUAAAUCCAUCUUCUCAGGGGCUUUGUUCCAGUAUCUAGAAGAGAAUAAAAAAUGGAGGAAUCGUUUUCUUUUUAUUCCUGACUCCUACAACAUCAACUAUUAUGAAAACAAUCAGGCCCAUGACCGAGGCUUGCAACCGAAAGGCACCAUUAACUGUGCUGGCUACAGGGUCCUGACUUCUAUGGAGGAAUAUCUCGAGCUCCUUAACUCCAGCCUACCAGGUGUAAAGGCUAAAGUGGGCACUUCUCCAUUUCUGAAAUGUGCAACACAGUUUCCCCUCAUCCUCUGGCACCCUUACGCACGGCACUACAAUUUCUGUGUGGUGACCGAGAAGGAGCAACAGAAAUGGAAUGCCGUCUUUCAGGAUUGUGUUCGUCACACCAACAACGGAUUGUCUGAGGAAUGUAAAGUUCAGACCCCGGCGUUCACAGAUGCAGUGCGUCUCUAUCGACAGGCUCAUGGUCACUAUGGAACCUGGGACAUGAUGUGCGGGACGCCUCCACAGAUCCUUGCUAAUCUUGUAAUGGAGACCCUACUCACUGAGCUGAGAGACCUUAUUUCCCCCAAACUGAAGGGCAAGAUGCAUGAGAUACAGAGGAAUUGGAUGCUGAUAUCAGACGCAGUGUAUGGGCUGGUUCAGAGCCAGACUCAAGCACAGUAUGAAGCAAUAUUGCAGAGCUGUGAAGCAGGUCGGCCCCCUCUGGAAACCACCAUUCGCACAGACAUGGACCAGAUCAUCACUUCCAAAGAACAUGUGACCAGCAAAAUCAGAGCUCUUGUGCUGCCUAAGGCAGAGAAGCUUCUGAAGGUGAGUAUCCAGCCAUAUAUCAGCUCUAUUCUGGACGCUUUGAUGGAACCCACCAGCAGAGGCUUCUUUGAGGUGCGAGACUUGUUUUUCAGGGAGCUGGUCGAAAUGAGCAAAAACCUUCUCAAUGAUGGCAACAAGGAAAAACUUGGAGAACACAUGGAGAAGAUCUCCAUGCUAGCUUUUCAUCCUGUAAAGAUGCAGAGCUGCUAUGAGAAAAUGGAGACACUGAGUUUAGAGGGACUACAGCAGCGGUUUGAUGUUUCCAGCCCCUCUGUGUUUGUCCAGAGAGCCCAAAUUUUAAUGAGAGAGCAAAUGGAUGAUGCAGUGUACACAUUUGAGCAACUCCUGCACCAGAGUCUGGAGGGCCAAGGAGAAGACCUUUGCAAAACCAUCCAGGGCUGCCAGGAUCGUGUCAUCAAGAAAUUUGACUAUGACAGCAGCACAGUUCGUAAGAAGUUCUUCAGAGAGGCUCUUCUCCAGAUAUUCAUCCCUUACAUGCUGAAACAGCUCUCUCCAUCAUGCUCUGGUGAACUCCCUCAUUUCCAGGAGCUGAUCUUUGAAGAUUUCUCUCGUUUCAUUCUGGUGGAGAACAUUUUUGAGGAAGUGGUGUUGCACACAGUUAUGAAAGACAUAAUGAUGGCUGUGAAGGAAGUAGCUGUCCAGAGGAGACACAACCUGUACCGAGACAGUAUAGUUCUGACCAACAGUGACCAGAAUCUUCACCUGCUGGGGGAGAACCCUCCCAUUGAUUGGGCUGGGGAGUAUGGAGGAGUCCAAGAGGAGGUGGAUGGAGAGGAUGAAGGACAAAACAGAGAUACAGCCACUCAGAAAAGACGCAGGAUGAAGCAAGUGGUCUCCAUGAUUCAGCUGGAGGGCACCACCCAUAUUCUGCACAAUGAAUCGUGCCUAGAAGUGCCUGCCGGGGACGACAUUCCUGAAGAAGAAACAGAGGGACGCUCAGACACUACAUCCACCCGAGAGUCAGAUAAGCAAGUGCCCAAUGGAACUCAAAAGGAUGUGAAUAGAAAUCAGGUUGAGGAGAAACUACCAGCUUUAUUAAAUAGAAUGGAACUAAAAGAGGAAGAAACUCCAGCGGAAAAGCCUUUACAGGAAACCGAGAACAAGUCAGCCAUUGAGAGUGCCAUACAGGAAAUGGACAAUACAGAACAGGAAGAGGAAUGUGAGCAGGGUGGAGAGAUAAUGACACAGAAAGCUGCAGAGUCAUCAGCCUCAGAGGACAUUGCAACUAGGAAGGUAAAACUCACCCCAAACUGUGAAGGAGGGGCACAGCUGAACAAAGAUAUGCCUUCAAGCACAGAGGAAAAUCCUUCAGAUUCAAAUGCAAGGGAAAUGGAGGCAGUGACACCAUUGGACAAACGGGAGGAAAAUCACAUUACAGAGAGCACUCAAGAUUGCCACUCAGAGCAAAGCACGGACUCUAUAUCUCCACCACAGCAAGACGACAGAUUUCAAUCUCCCACUACUGAAAUAGUUGUGCAGGAGGAGCUUCAGAUGGCUAAGGAAGAGUGUAAUGGCUCCAAAAAGGGAGAGGACACUGGGAAGGGAGAAAAUGCACAUAUGGAUCACCAGUGAAACAAGAACUUAUUAGGGUCUCUUAAUUUGGUUCAUUUAUUUUGUAUGUUUGUGUGUUUGUUUGUGCCUGUAAACAGAGUAAAUACAGUAUCUAACCAAUUGCUCUAAGAAAGACAUUGACUGAGAGGCUUUUUUGCCUUUAAACACUAUUGUCUUACUAUCAUGGCUCUAUAGACAUUUGUGAACCUUGUCUUAAUGACGUUUCAAUCUUUUGCGUGCACGCUGUCACAUUUUUAUCGUUUUUGCACUUAAUUAUUGUCACUCUUAGUUAGAGCUGGCCUCAAUUGUAAUCAUUGUAUCCUAAGUUAAAAUGGCAUUCCAUUCACAAAUAUGAUAUCCACCCUCAUUUGAUUUCUGUUCCCUUUAGUAACUUUUCAUUUCUGUGUGUCUUGCUACCUAGAAGCCAUGUUGUGCCUCAUUUUGAUAGCAUAUGGUGCCUUAUUUUGUUUUGCAUGUAGUCUUUAAUGCUUAACACUAGUGAUACUUGCCUUGUCUGAAUUCAAAUUGAAGACACUCAAUUUAUGAUUUUACUGUGGUUCUUUCUUGGGCUGGAUUGCCCUGUUUAACCACUGUUGUUUUGGUGCUGUGUAAGCAAUACAUUUUUUUCUUAAGAAACUCUGCUGUCAUUUGCUCUGUUUACUCAUUUGCUCUUGACUUGACUACAGAAGUGGCUGCAUCAAUUUUCCUUAACCAGUUCAAACUAGUACAAUUCAAACUGACUAUAAGCCCUUCUCCAUAUGGUGCUUUGCCCCCUCCUCUUUCAUUGUUAAAUGUACUGUAUGGAUGCUGUAUAAUUUAGUUUAUUUUGAUAAUUAUGACCUUCGUAGCUGCUGUGUCACACAGCAGAUACGUGCACUGUAGUAAUUUAGUUUAUGCAGAUAGUAUAUGGGUUAUGGGUCAUUGUGGAGAUGUGUGUCAUGAUAAUGAGAUGUCAAUGAAAAUGAUUUAAUGCAUAAAUUUCAGUGCAGGUGACUUGUAAAUGGGGAUCCAAUAGAUGAUGACACUAUGUAUGGAGGAGUGAUUGAUUUUAGUACAGUGCCACUGUUGGGGAGCCAGAAAGUAAUGUUUGCUAUUUGUAAUUCAAAUUGAAAUGACAGUCAAUCAAAUGGUUGUGAAAAAUUUGAGAAGUGUCUGUCUACGUCCUGUUGGACAACUACAAGACACGCCCACUAUAAGUUAUGCCCCCUCUAACGGGCCUGUUUGUUGCUUUUACUUGGAGUCCUGCUCCAGUUGCACACCUACACCUAUUUCUAAACUAACCUUAAACCCACCCCUAUGCCUAACCACAAAAAUCUAAAAAUGAAAAGUUUAUAAAAUUAUUGAAUAUUAUGCAAAUAAAAAGUUAUAGUGGGGACAGUCAUACCAUCGUAUCACUGGGGGGCGACUAUGAGGUGGAAAACUAAAUGAAAAUGAAGAGGAGCAGCAGCUAAGGUAAUAGGCUGGCCGCUUGGCAUGUAGGCUAACUUGAGAAAACAGAUAAGAGACAUUUUUAAUUUGACAAUGUAUAUCUUUCAAUACAUAAUAUCAUAUAUGACAUAUCAUUUAAAAGUGAUUCUUUGUGAUUUGUACGUAUUUAAGACAACGUGAAUCGUAUGUAAAUUCAAUAUGAUAAUUAAAAGUUAUUUCAGCCAAUAGAAUGGCUUUAUGAUCCAAAUAAAGGCGAUAUUUGGAGUAGGCGUGUCAAGUGGGUGUUGGUAGUACUAAGGGACGUAAACAGAUACAUUUGAAAAAAAAAAAAGUAAACAGAUACAUUUGGAAAAAAAAAAGUAAACAGAUACAUUUGGAAAAUGUGGUGGUUAAAGUGUCCGAUAUAUCUGGCCAUAAAGAUUUCAUCAGCAUCUUACUAUCUGUCUUGCUGUUUGAGACUUUUUAAUAUACAGUUUUUUUUUUCUCAAACAAUUUAAUAAUUUUAUUUAUAGCACUUGGUACUAUACCUUUUUACCUUUUUUAUUUGUAUCGUGCAAAAUAAUUUUGUUUUUUGUUUUUUAUUGUUAUUCUUUGAAAAAAUAAACUAUAAUCAACUGACAAUUUCAUAUUUUUGU
Molecule: messenger RNA, 4879 nt
Organism: Xyrauchen texanus (razorback sucker)
Lineage: Eukaryota; Metazoa; Chordata; Actinopteri; Cypriniformes; Catostomidae
Product: protein Niban 2-like
Exons: 14
Coding region: 237-2837 (866 amino acids)
Source: RefSeq, a predicted model, not a curated record